This is a messenger RNA of Cyprinodon tularosa, 1687 nucleotides long. RefSeq names its product glucose-6-phosphatase 2-like. Gene Ontology annotation, molecular function: glucose-6-phosphatase activity. The transcript has 5 exons. NCBI's taxonomy places the organism in Eukaryota, Metazoa, Chordata, Actinopteri, Cyprinodontiformes, Cyprinodontidae. Bases 83 to 1237 code for a protein of 384 amino acids. Gene Ontology annotation, cellular component: membrane. Gene Ontology annotation, biological process: gluconeogenesis; glucose 6-phosphate metabolic process. The record is from RefSeq and is a predicted model, not a curated record.
AGCUCCGACAACUUGUACUUACUUGUUUUUUUCCAUGGCUUUGAUGAAUGGUUUGUGAUGCCUGGUAUGGAAUAUAAAAGAGAUGCUGGGUAGGCAGGGAAUCAGGGUGCUACUGUGUCUGGUGCUGAGGAAAAAACAGGUGCUCUCAAAAAAAGGAAACAUAAUGGAUUUUAUUCACACAUCAGGUGUCCUAACUAUACAGCAUCUGCAGAACAACUACAGAGAGUACGACAGCUUCCUUAGCUUCAUGUCAAGAGUGGGUGAUCCUCGUAAUAUUUUCUCUGUCUAUUUCCCGCUUUGGUUCCAUCUGAGUCAUAAUGUUGGUACCAAGAUGAUAUGGGUGGCUGUUGUUGGGGACUGGUUCAAUCUGAUUUUCAAGUGGAUUCUGCAUGGGCAGAGACCUUAUUGGUGGGUUCAUGAAACCCACUUGUUCCAGAAUUGCUCAAAGCCUCAUUUGGAUCAGUUUCACAUUACCUGUGAAACGGGGCCUGGUAGCCCAUCUGGUCACGCCAUGGGCUCAUCAUGUGUGUGGUAUGUGAUGGUCACUUCUACUCUAAACUUCGCCAGAUCCUCCUGCGCCUCCUCUGCCUGGAGUUCUCAAAGGUUUUAUCUCUUGAGGUCCAUUUUGUGGAUGGCUUUCUGGUUUGUUCAAAUUAAUGUUUGCAUUUCCAGAGUCUUCAUUGCAACACACUUCCCUCAUCAGGUUCUCCUUGGUCUCCUCAUUGGCAUGCUUGUUGCUGAGGCAUUUGACCAUAUCCCCUGGAUCUAUAACGCUACCCUUAAACUUUACCUCCAGGUCAAUGGUUUUCUUCUCUCGUUUGCUGUGUUCUUUUAUUUACUCCUAAAGCUUCUGGACUUUGAUCCUUUGUGGUCAGUCACAAAAGCCAAGAGUUGGUGCGUAAAUCCAGACUGGAUCCACCUAGACACCACGCCGUUUGCCGGACUUUGGAGGAACCUGGGUGCCUUAUUCGGUCUGGGACUUGCAUUGAACUCAGAGAUGUUUAUUCAGAGCUGUAAAGGGAAGAACAGCUGUAAGAGUAUAUUUAAACUUAUGUGCAUGACAGCUAAUCUUACCUUUUUGCAGCUGUAUGAUCUAAUCAAGAUGCCGACUCAAAGCGAGUUUCUGUUUUACAUACUGUGCUUUUGCAAAAGCGCUUCAGUUCCUUUUGGCGUCAUUGCAGUCAUACCUUACUGUGUUCAUGUAUUAAUCAGAGAUGAUGGGAGAAAACUCAGGUAAUGAACAUGUUUUCUUUUGUAACACCUUUUGCUGCAAUUUGUUGGAAAUUAUGUCAAAAUGUUAUUGCACAAACAUAAGCACUGAAAAUACAAUUCUAUGUGGAAAACCAAUGUAUCUUGCUCAGUGUAAUUAAUGCAUUGUCUCCUCUGAUCCCAGUGAUGAUGUAUAUUUUAGUGUAUUUCUUAGUAUUUAUUCUAAUAUUUACUUUUUUAAAGGUUAUUAGAAUUUGCAAUUAUUUUAUUAAGGUUAUUGCACAACUCUAAAACAUGAUUUAUUAACCCCCCAAAUAACAACCAAUUAAAAUGUAAGUUCGUUAUAUUGAAAAACACUUUGAAAAGACAAACAUUUCAGCAAAUGGAUGAUCAUCUUCUUUUUGUUAUUGCGCUGUAAAAAUACACUAUAAAUACCAUUUUACAAUGUAAUAAACAAUAAAGUCACCUCUUUGAACCA